Molecule: messenger RNA, 3418 nt
Organism: Protopterus annectens (West African lungfish)
Lineage: Eukaryota; Metazoa; Chordata; Ceratodontiformes; Protopteridae
Gene: ARSJ
Product: arylsulfatase family member J
Exons: 2
Coding region: 1151-2833 (560 amino acids)
Source: RefSeq, a predicted model, not a curated record
UCAUGCUGAGCCAUCAUCACCCCCCUCAGUCACCAGGCUGACUUUACGCAAGCUUAUGUGUAGCAAGAAGUCGUGCCAAGUAGCUGGGUUACUAGCUAGCAGGGGACCUAACCUCGCUGCUGUACUAUGUGUAAGUGCCCAGUGAAUGGCAUGCGGGAGUGAUUAUUAACAACACCACAAUCGAAAACGUGGUUCUAGCUUUACCGGCAUCCGUUCCUUCUGUUUAUUAAAACGCUGCAUGAAGUCCUGAGUGACCGUGUCCACUUAUUGCUCCGUACUGUCACCUCAAAGCACCUUGGGGAAUUGCUGUGAGCAAAUCGUCCCUACUGUACAACAGACAGACCCAUCACAUUUGGAACAGCAGUGCCUGAUACGCUUUGUUUCUAAGUUCCGAUUUGUCCUGAAUGAGAAGGGAAGCACACGGCUUCUUACCCCACCCAGACCAGAAAAGCCGCCCAUUAAAAGGACGCUUCCCAAGGGGUGCAAAGACCUGCUGAGUUGUGCGUAAAGAGCACUCAUGGUACCCAUAUAUACUAUGCAUUGGUUCGCCGGAAGGUAGCAGAACGUUCCUUUAAUUUUCCAUGCUAAAUCGACAACCCGCACCGAAUCUGAGGGGGCUAGUCAAACGUGGACUGCUGCACACAGCUCAGCAGUUCAACACACCAACAUUUACAUAUGACUUUUCUAAGGCAGUGGUUUCAUUGCUAGCACGAUUUUUUCUUCUUUUUUUACUUUAGUACUGCUGUCAUGAUACGCGUUAAUCGAGUUUUUUGAUUGGUGCUAGUAACUUUGAAGAAAAGUAAACGAUGCAAAUGAAUGGAGAAACAUGAUUCAAAGCUGCUUGCAGAAACAAAUUCUGUUAUUACACUGAAGAGACAUAGUGAAGACUAGUUAUGAAGUUACUUCGUUUUAAAACAGUCAUGUCUUGUCAAGGAAAAGUAAACUAUCCUGAUUCUAGCAAGAAUGCAAAGUUUUUAAGGGCGCUGCUGACAAGAAUUUAUUUUCUGAUUUGACGUUAAGUUUUGAUCAUUAUCUAUUAUGAAAUACAAUAGAUUAUGUUUAUUUUUGUAUUUAAAUAAUAUUAAAAGAUAAGCUUUGACUAUAGUCUGAGUCUCAGGUUAUUACAUUCUGUUUCACAUAGCCAUUCCGAAUGGCUGGGAAUGAAACUUUAAAUCUUAUGGUGUGUAGAAAGAUGUCAGCAGUGGGAUUGCUGGCUAGUUUCUCUUUUGUCAGUUUGUUGACCUAUGGCUAUUUGUCCUGGGGUACAGCAGAUGGAAGCUCGCAGAAUACCCAGAGCCAAGAAGAUACAUCUAUCUCCAAGCCUCACAUCAUUUUUAUUUUGGUCGAUGAUCAAGGCUACAGGGACAUAGGAUACCAUGGAUCUGAAAUCAGAACUCCUACCCUGGAUAGAUUAGCUGCUCAAGGUGUGAAACUGGAGAAUUACUAUGUUCAGCCUAUCUGUUCACCUUCCAGAAGUCAAUUCAUUACUGGCAAGUAUCAGAUACACACUGGCCUACAACAUUCCAUCAUAAGACCUACACAAGCUAAUUGUUUACCUCUCAAUAACAUGACUCUACCUCAGAAACUUAAGAAUUCUGGUUACUCCACUCACAUGAUUGGAAAGUGGCACUUGGGAUUCUACAGAAAAGAAUGUAUGCCCACUCAGAGAGGAUUUGACACCUUCUUUGGGUAUUUACUUGGCAGUGGAGAUUAUUAUAGUCACUAUAAAUGUGACAGUCCUAGGAUGUGUGGCUAUGACUUUUAUGAAAAUGACAAAGCAGCAUGGGAAUAUGAUAAAAAGAUGUAUUCUACUUACAUGUACACACAAAAAGUUGAGCAGAUUUUAAUAUCACAUAACCCAAAGAAGCCUUUAUUUCUCUACCUUGCUUUCCAAGCUGUACACACACCCCUCCAGGUACCAAUGCAUUAUGUAGAACGUUACCGCUCAAUAACUAACAUACAUAGACGGCGAUAUGCUGCUAUGGUGACAUGUUUAGAUGAGGCAAUAAAUAAUGUGACACGUGCCUUAAAGAAAUAUGGUUAUUAUAACAACAGCAUAUUAAUUUAUUCCUCCGAUAAUGGAGGCCAACCAAAGGCAGGUGGAAGCAACUGGCCUCUGCGUGGGACCAAAGGAUCAUAUUGGGAAGGAGGUAUUCGUGCUGUUGGAUUUGUCCACAGCCCUCUUCUCAAAAAGAGGGGAUCAGUAUGCAGAAAAUUGUUACAUAUCACUGAUUGGUAUCCCACCUUGGUUACCUUGGCAGAUGGACAGCUUGAUGAGGAAUUUCAUUUGGAUGGAUUUGAUGUUUGGGAAACUAUCAGUGAAGGCAGACAUUCUCCUAGGAAAGAUAUUCUACACAAUAUUGAUCCAUUGUACACUAAGGCUAGAAAUGGAUCCUGGGAAGCAGGCUUCAUGAUAUGGAACACAGCAAUCCAGGCUGCAAUUAGAGUUGGGCCCUGGAAAUUACUGACAGGAAAUCCUGGAUAUAGUGAUUGGGUUCCUCCUCAAGCUUUUACCAGUGUUGCUCUCAGUCGGUGGCACAGCGAGAGGGUCUCUUUGGACAUUGGUCAGUCUGUUUGGCUUUUCAACAUAACUGCAGACCCCUAUGAGCGCAUAGAUCUUUCAAGCAAGUACCCAAAAGUAGUGAAGCAGCUGUUGAAGAAACUUGCACAGUAUAAUAAGACAGCUGUUCCUGUACGAUAUCCUCCUAGGGAUCCAAGAAGUAAUCCACGACUCAAUGGCGGUGUUUGGGGACCAUGGUAUAAGGAUAACCGGAGGCAAAGCAAGCCAGGAGCAAAACACUUUGUGAAGACAUAUAUAAAGAAGAAACAAUGACAUAACUGGAGAACUGCAUGAAAACAGUGUUCAUUAUUUAUACUUAUUUAUUAACACUGCCACAAUGUUCAGAAGCAAAAAAAUAAAUAAAUUCCUGUGUUGUCCAAAGUAAUGUUGAUGACCCCCAAAUGCCAUUUGUUACUAGCUGACUUAUCUGUUCAUAAGCACCUUAAAUUAUAUUUUGCACAAUUGACUUUUUAUGACAUUAUUUUAACUCUGUUUUUCGACAUCAAUAGAAUCAGUGUGCAUUCCAUUAUUUGGUGCUAUAGAAGGAUUUACUUUUCACAAGUUUGUUGUCUUGACCACUGUAAAUUCAUAGGAGGAAAAAACUGGUGGAGUUAAUCCAUUCCAUUUGCUGACAAAGAUUAAUUAUUUUAAACCGUAGCACAACUAGGUAGUAGCAUUUCAUUUUAGUAAUAGCUUUGUGGAGGUGGAUGUAUGAACAAUGUCUGAUAAAAUUAAGUCCCCUUAACUUAUAGUGAAAUGCACAUUUCAGUCCCAGCUGAACAGCUGAUUCCUUUUCUGCCAUGACAUCACAGAUUGAAACUGAAAGCUAGUAAUAGCGUAAGAUUUUAAAAUGCCUGA